Spea bombifrons (plains spadefoot toad) is the source of this 2067-nucleotide messenger RNA. RefSeq names its product GC-rich promoter binding protein 1 (gene GPBP1). The record is from RefSeq and is a predicted model, not a curated record. The transcript has 10 exons. Gene Ontology annotation, molecular function: RNA binding; DNA binding. Gene Ontology annotation, biological process: DNA-templated transcription; positive regulation of DNA-templated transcription. The coding region runs from base 263 to 1495 and encodes 410 amino acids. NCBI's taxonomy places the organism in Eukaryota, Metazoa, Chordata, Amphibia, Anura, Pelobatidae. Gene Ontology annotation, cellular component: nucleus.
UCCCUGUGAGAUGCCUGCUUGGUUUAUGGCUGGGUCUUGUAUUUUUACUAGUCGUGUAAAGCGCUACGCUCCUUGCCCCACCGGCGGGGAGUUUCACUGCCACAGUGGUGGGACUCGGGCAGUUAGUACCCGGUUGUAGGGCUACAAUGAUCUUGUGAUCAGUUCGUCUAUGCCCAGUCCCAAAGCCACCCAGCUGGAACAAUGUGGACUUGCAAUGAGGUGUUAACGCCUUGCUCCGCUUUAUUGAAGUGAAGUGACCUAAAUGGCGCAACAUGACUUUGCUCCAGCCUGGCUCAGCUUUCCUACACCACCGUCCUCAUCAACAAAGUCUUCAGUAAACACUGAGAAGCCUUCUGAAACUGCCGUGCGCCAAGACAACCGUUACAGUGUGAUACGACGACGUCACAAUUCUUCAGAUGCUCUGGAUGCCUCUCUUGGUCGGUCCAAUGGUGGUAACUUUGGAAGAAAAGAAAAAAAUGGUUGGCGCUCGCAAAGCAGGAAUGGAGCAGAGAACAUAAACCACUGGGGGGCAUACAAUGGUACCGGUUCCCGCUCCAGAAGUAGCACUUUUCACUGCGGGAAAAGCCAUCGCGAGCACAACUCUUCUGAGUGUGACACUGCGCGAAAAGACGAUAGGGAAAGACGCAAGCAAUUUGAAGCUGAAGAUUUUCCUUCUUUAAACCCAGAGCAUGAGAAAGAAGUGAACCAAAACCGGACAAUUUCUGCAGGUGUAUGGGACUUCCCUCUAAAUACAAAGUCUAGAACAUCUCGAAUGCUGGUCAUUAGGAAGGGUAUGAAAGAUGACUUGUCCUUGUCUGGAUAUCCAAUUGCAACAAGUACUCGUAUUCCACCAGCGACAAACGAGACAGAAGCUCCUAAGAGUAUAGUUCCAAAAAGUGUUACUCCUCCUAGGGAGCUGUAUUCUCAACUGGAUGAAAAUAAACUUGAAAGCGAUAUUUGUCUGGACCCUGUUCGUGAAAGCUUUGGUCCAAAUAAAUCCAUAUAUGAUGAUUUGCUAUGUCGCGAUAUAUCACAAAGUCCCUUGAAAGAGGGGGUGAACACUUCCAGUUUUCACAGCAGUAUCGGCACUUGCCACGAAAGGGAUAUAAAUCGAAACUUCGAUACAAAUGAAGUUCCUCAAAGCAAUGGUAACGUUCUGACGUCCCAGCAGAUCACACGCGCCUCCACCUUCUCUCACACGGAUGUUCUCUCAAGUUCACUUGAAGCAGAGCACAGGUUAUUGAAGGAAAUGGGCUGGCAGGAAGACAGUGAAAAUGAUGAGAUCUAUGCACCUUUAACUGAGGCCGAAAUGAGGGAGUUCCAGUCUAUUAGCGAACAGCUACAAAAAAAUGGCCUCCGGAAGAAUGGAUUACUGAAAAAUUGCCUAUCUUUAAAUUUGAAGUUUAGUCCUUGGAAAAACCGCACUUUCAUGGCCACCGAUGAGAAUGAGGAAUCUGAGACGAGCAGCAGUGACACCUCUGACGACGAUGCUUGAAUAUUGGAAGGGUUUAACCAUGUUUGGGAGACCAGUUGUGAAGGAUUGCUAUAAUAAGUUGUCUCAGAGUUGGAGACGCCACACAAAGCAGUGCUGUACUGGGAUCUCGCUGUCUCGCUAAGGACAUGUUGGACUAUAUUGAAUCAGCCUUGAAUCUGUCCUUACACUGACUCUCUCUAAAUAGCAGUGUGUUAAUGUGAUAAUUGUGAGGGGGUCACGUCUACUAUAACAAAAGCCAAUCGUGUAAUGUUUUUUGCCAAGGUUUCUGUUUCAGUAUGUCUUAGAAACAAAAGAAAGGCACUUUACUAUUUUUCGCUUUGUUAUUCUGUUUCUCACUUUGAAUUCUUUGGACUCUCAAACAGAUGAUGUAGCAUGUUUAGCAGGCAAAGUAUUCUCUGUGUUUUGUUUUUCACGAGACUUUGAAACUUAACUACUUUUUUGCAAUUAUUUGGAUUAAAAAAAUUCCUUCCUAUUUCUUACAAUCAAGGGUUUACUCGGGUUGAUGUUUAAGCCAACAAUUGGAAGUGGACACUGGCUAAAAUCUGUUCAGAAUAAACAUAUUUUGAUAUUAA